Molecule: messenger RNA, 2031 nt
Organism: Toxoplasma gondii ME49
Lineage: Eukaryota; Apicomplexa; Conoidasida; Eucoccidiorida; Sarcocystidae
Product: 50S ribosomal protein L17, putative
Exons: 6
Coding region: 561-1304 (247 amino acids)
Biological process (GO): translation
Cellular component (GO): large ribosomal subunit; ribosome
Molecular function (GO): structural constituent of ribosome
Source: RefSeq, a predicted model, not a curated record
CGCCUUUCUUCUUUUUCACUAGUUCAUGUUUUUGUUUUCCUGAGGCACCCUUUUUCUCAUUUUCUCUGUUUGACGCCCCGCUUCCUAGCGCUCAGGCCCCGCUCGUUUUCAAGUCCGUUGUGUCUCCGAAACGCACUGUCGCAUCUGCAGGCAUUUUUCUUCUGCAUUCUUCUGUUUCUUCUCUCGCUUUUUGUCUGUGUGGCUUCUUUUUUGCUGAGUUUCCUUGUGUCUGCAACCGCAGCUUCUUCCGUACUUGUGCGGCAGCGGAGGACUGUCCGGUCUCCUUCGCUCUGCUGUCGCCUGCAUCUCUUACGUCCGGUGCACUGGAUUUUUUCUCUUUCUUCAGCUCUGAAACAGCGAUCGUGCACUUGCUCGAUUGGGGAGAGUGGGGUUGACGGAAAGAGCCCGCCUAGAAAAAGUGAGGUGUAUGUACACUCGGGCCUCACCAACCGUGAAAGCGCGCGGAGUCGCGCGGUGUACAUACACCGCACAUAAGCAACGGGGCAGGAGUCUCCGCUCGACUGUCUCGUUUUUUUCACUUGUUCUCGGCUCGGGACAAUAUGGGGUGGAGUAAAGUUGUCAACUUCCUCAACAAAGGCGUCCAGCGGAGGCCCCAUCGGCGCUUGCCAGGCCAGCCUCACCACCAGUGGAACAUGCUCAAAACUCAGUUGGACCAGCUUGUUCGAUCCGAUCGUCUCGAGUUAACGCUACCACGAGCCCAUGAACUCCAACAGUACGCCGAAGAACUUGUUCACUUUGCAAAACAAAACACUCCAGAGUCUUCUCUGAUCGUGGAGAGCAUGAUCUUCACUCCGGCGGCCAGACGAAAGUUGUUCCACGAGCUCUGUCCCCUCUACGCCAAUCGUCCAUUCUUCUACACUCGGGUGGUUAAUCAACACCGUCUCCGCAUGCGCGACGCGGCUCCCAUGGCCUACCUCGAGUUCGUCGACCGACCUGGCGAAAUUCGCCCUGCGCGUCCUGUGGGUUUCGAGAGAAAGCAAGCAAUUUGGGAGGAGAUGCAAGCUACUCGCCGCGGUCGGAGGCAGUGGUGGAACCACGCGAAGAAACUCGGUCUGAUCGACGAAGAGACGGGCGACGUCAUUUCGGACAUUAACGCGCUCAGGCGUCCUUCUGCUGCAGAGUGGGAGGAGAGCGACAGCGAAGAAGAGAAAGCAGACUCGCCCUCGCCGUACAAAAUGGUGGCGGCGCCGAAGAGAGCGCUGGAACCGUUCUUCGUCGAUUUGCCGCCUCCGACAGAGAGGUACAGAAAGCAGCGUUACGUCUUCAAGCGGUUCAGGCCUUAACGCAGAGACAAGUUCUUUCCCCCGCUCUCCAGGUUCUCCUGUUCUCCUCGCUCUUUUCUUUCCUCUUGCUCUCCCUACUCUUCUCUGCCAGUUCUCCCCUCUCCCCUUCGUUUCCCCCGUCGGUCUCCGGCCUGCUCGCUGAAGCGUCGUUGCACUGGAACGAAAGGGAAGCGAACGAUGUCUGCCAGCCUUGCGGCCGAAACGGACGUUCUGAGAUAUGUCUCAGUUCGAAAGAAACAGGCUGCAGUCGCGAUUCCGCGCAGGGGUGAGGAAGGUGCGUUCUCUCCCUGGCGGUACGACGGCGAGAAACAAUUUGUUGUUUCUGCAUGCAUCUGUGAAUGGACUCAGAGCGCAUUCGUUAGAGCUUUUUCUCUUCUGCUGUCUUGAGUCGGUCUCCCGCCUUCUCCCCUGUUGUUUCGAGGUGUCUUUUGUUCCCUUGUCGUCUCUCUCCCUUUUCCUCGUUCUUUCUAGGUCCCUCUUUUUCUCUUCCUGCCUCCGUUUUUUCUCUCUCUCGCACGGUUCCGUUCUUUUUAGUGUCUCCAUUCUUCUCAAGCAGCGACGGCCUUGCGAGUUUGUGCUUCUUUGCACAUGUGGUGAAAGGAAACGCUUUCGUGCCAUGCGCAAACGAGGUUCGGAGAAUGUCGCAUGCUCUUUCACUGAAGAAACCGCGAACGACGCAAGGCUGUCGACGAGCCUUGGAAAAUGUCUGUGCGUUGACGAUGGCGGC